UUUAAGGCACUGCACAUGUCGAGGACCACGAUUAUUGUCUACAGUGCAGUCAGUAGUUGUCAGGUGCAGCAGGCGGACCAGCAUUUCUUUAAAUCUACUCAAUCGAUCAAAUCAAAAGACAGAAUGUCUCUCACCAACAAGAACGUCGUUUUCGUGGCCGGUCUGGGCGGCAUUGGCCUGGACACCAGCCGGGAGUUGGUCAAGCGUAAUCUGAAGAACCUGGUCAUCCUGGAUCGCAUUGACAAUCCGGCUGCCAUUGCCGAACUGAAGGCAAUCAAUCCCAAGGUGACCAUCACCUUCUAUCCCUACGAUGUGACUGUGCCCGUCGCUGAGACCACCAAGCUCCUGAAGACCAUCUUUGCCCAGGUGAAGACAAUCGAUGUCCUGAUCAACGGUGCUGGCAUCCUGGACGAUCAUCAGAUCGAGCGCACCAUUGCCGUUAACUACACGGGCCUGGUCAACACCACCACAGCCAUUCUGGACUUCUGGGACAAGCGCAAGGGCGGCCCAGGCGGCAUCAUUUGCAACAUUGGCUCCGUCACCGGUUUCAAUGCCAUCUACCAGGUGCCCGUUUACUCCGGCUCCAAGGCGGCGGUGGUUAACUUUACCUCCUCCCUGGCGAAACUGGCUCCCAUUACUGGUGUCACUGCUUACACUGUCAAUCCUGGCAUCACCAGGACCACUCUGGUCCACAAAUUCAACUCGUGGCUGGAUGUGGAGCCCCGUGUGGCGGAGAAGCUGCUCGAGCAUCCCACCCAGACCUCUCAGCAGUGCGCCGAGAACUUUGUGAAGGCCAUUGAGCUGAACAAGAACGGUGCCAUCUGGAAGUUGGAUUUGGGCACCUUGGAGCCCAUCACAUGGACCCAGCACUGGGACUCGGGCAUCUAAACCAUCCCAGAGACUCUAUGGGACAUGGCGUUUUAGCUUUUAGUUUCUUUUUUUCCACUCAAUUGUUACGUAUAUACAUACACAUAUGGCAAUAAGGCUGAUUUGAACCCCGUUUUGAAUAUGAUAAUACAAAAUUAUAUUUGAGAAA
Drosophila persimilis is the source of this 1036-nucleotide messenger RNA. RefSeq names its product alcohol dehydrogenase. Lineage: Eukaryota; Metazoa; Arthropoda; Insecta; Diptera; Drosophilidae. Gene Ontology annotation, molecular function: alcohol dehydrogenase (NAD+) activity. The record is from RefSeq and is a predicted model, not a curated record. The transcript is spliced from 4 exons. Gene Ontology annotation, biological process: alcohol metabolic process. Bases 16 to 888 code for a protein of 290 amino acids.